GUCGUCACUGCCCGUCAAUAAUAAAUAUUCUGACGUUUGGGAAUUUAGUUAGCACUGCGUGUUAAUUUUAUGAUAUAGUUAAUUACGUAUCUGUCGUAAUAAUAAGCUGGGUUAGUGUGUAGUCAGCUUGCACUGGAAAUCGCCUUAAUAUUCUGAUAUGGGUCUGAAGGGUCGCCGGAAAUGGCUUUUACUGGCUUAAAGAAAUCACAUCCGACCUGUGCAUCAUGAGGAUGGCUCGGCGACUGUUAGUGAUAUAACAGCACACUCUCACCGCCGGAGACUUUGUUUGGCGGGGAUUGACAGUUGUGAACGGGAACGCAAUAUCGUUCCUUAUAAAGAUGUUGUCCAAUCCUCCGGCUGAGCAGAAAGGGACAGAGCAGGUGCCUGCGUCUGCGGCUGGUCCAUGCCAUCGUGCUGCUCAUUCGCCGCUGUACCAGGAGCAGCUGGUCGUAGGAUGCAGAGAAACCAACGGGGAGGAGAUUGAAUCUGGUGACAAAACACGGCCCUCAGACUUUGGAAAAGGCAUGAAGGAAGUUCAUCUGGAAAAUGAAGGAGCACUGAGACAGAUUGAUCCGGAAAGGUGUAACUUUGGAGUCAAAGCUAGUUCGACUAACAUGCACAUGUGUACGCAACAAGAGGCCAAGUUUAGGGAUCCACAAUGGACAUCUGCCACUUUCAAUUCAUCUCCUCCACCUGGACCAUCAGGAGAUCAGCUUGGAGUCCUGGAACGAUUUCUUGUGUCCCAUCAAACUGAGAUGAAGCGUCUGCUGACGGAUACCUUUGGCCCUCUGACCCAGCGUCUUGAGGCAGUGGAGAGGAGGAUGGACCAGCUGUGUUCACAAAGCAGUGCGCAUACCCGCAGUUUAGCUCAGCUGCACAGUAAAGUUGGCCAGCUGGGAAGAGACUUGUCCUUUGGUUGUCCAAAUACUCCAAGUGUUUCAUCAACUUGCAGUCGUGGGGGGGAUGCAGACGUGCCAAAAGACUACAAAGGAAUCAUCUCAAAUGUCUCCUCUUCUAGGCCACAGUCUCUUUAUAGAUCACUGUCUCCUGAAUUAAAGAAGGACCCUGUGUGUUCUUGGCCAAUUCCUUUGUCAACUCCUUCCCAGUCUAGCCAAAGUCCUGCUCAUAUGCCUGAGGACCUAAGCUGUCAGGAUCUAAGUGGAAAUUGUAGCAUCUCUAGUUCAUCAUGUGGAAUUCUAAAAACAUGCCCUUUGGGACGAACUGGCAAUUGUUUGCAGGGUAACUACUCACCUGUUUCAGAUUUUGAAGACCUGGAGAUGGAACUGGAAGCUGAGAAGGACAGAGUCGCAUUAAACCUAUUGGUCGGCAGCUCAGAUGACAAUGACAACAUCAACCGGGAACUUCCUUGUAAUCAAGAAGCACUGUCUUCUGAUAGUGAGGGGAAAAAUAAAUCUGAUCAGGAAGGAGAAGACAUCUUGAAUAAUCAGUGUUUACAUGUUCUUGAAAACCCUCGGGUGCCUUCCGUUCAGCUUCUCACAUCUUCAGCUCCUAGUGGCUUAAAGUCAAACACAAAUACAGAUCAUUGUUCAUUUUCAAAAGCAAUGAACUCAAAGCCCUCUGGGAAACCAGAAGCAUUAACAGAUUCCUCUAAAGAUGAUUGUGAAAAAAUUCAGCAGCAGUGCUUUAGUCAAAUUACCUUCCCUUUAUCCAUUAAGCCGCUAGGAGCACAACCCAACCCUGAGAAGCCCAAGGGUUGUUCAGUUCUGACUUCUUAUAAGAAAGAAGAAACGAUCUUGGACAAGAUCAAAACAAAUGGUCUUUUUCACUCUGCUACUACCUCACUGAGUAAUAGUACUUCAGUCUUGGAUCAUGUCACAACGUCAAGAAAUAUAGAUGAAUUUACAGCAACAAAUUAUGGAGAUUUUGAUGAGAGCACAAAGAUAGGUUAUAAGGGACAAAGCAUUGCUUGUCAGUUCUCAUACUCAAAGGACAGCCCAAUGAAACUUUCAUUUCAAGGGUCAUCAGUCCUGCCAUACUGUGAACUUGCUUUGCCAAACCAAUUGGUCAAAGGUGUUGGUGACCAAAGAUCACAAGGUUCAAUUUUGACAUUUCAUCAAGCAUUCUUCAGUUCCCAUCUUUCGGCCCCAAGAAAUGGGUUCUCAAAAUCAUUUCUAGACAGUGAUACUAACAAACUCUUGAAACAGCUCUCGGAUACUGCCUAUCGUUUGGUGUCCAGAAGCUGUUCCUCAAACAACUUGAUAGACAGAUGGACUGGUUACAGCAGAACUGGAUCCAAACUCAAACACUGUGGUGGAAAAAAACAUCACCGUCCUGCUUUUUCCACUCUUAAAGUUGGAGAAACCCUUUCCUUGUCCUUCUUCGAGCAGGCAGGAGAAAUAUCCAAACACUGGCAACCAAUUCUUGAGGACUCGAUGCUUCCUGUCUUUCCUCGAUUGACUGGUACACUAGCUUGUCCUUCAGAUGCAUUACCUGUCAACUUGGAUAAAGACUCUGAGUGUUGUCCGAGCUUAUCUCAACUUUUUCGGCCCGCCACUCCACCUUUGUCUACUUUAAGCAAAGGGAGCUUCUCUGGGGCAGGAGUUAGUACCGUCCUGGCUUUGUCUUCUCCAACUUCCUUCAGGCUGUGGUUUCGACACAGACGGAUCAACUUUCCGCUAAUGCAGUUGUCACGUCCUGGUAUCAAUACGGUUAUGAGUCGGAUUUUGGGGAGGUGCAAGUGCCAUCCUUUUCGACCUCUGGUCGACUUCACAGCCCCACCAGGCGUGGACAACGAUCACCACUAUAUACGCCGAUCCAGUCAAGAAGCUACACCCAGCAAGAAAAGAGCUUCAGCACGGAAGGCCAUCUCAUCUUCAUCAGUGUGUCAUCUGUCAAAAAUUCGUCUCACACCAGAAAGAAGCCUGGAUCACCCUUCUCGGCACAGCAUCAGCCCCAAGGCAGUGCGAUUGGAUGGAUCCCCCACUGAAUCUGUGCCUAGUUUUGCCAUUGCCAGUGCAAAUGUCAAAUAUCCUGGUUUGCAUAAUCGGGGGGCAUCUACAGAAAUGAACCAGGUGAAACUCUAUGACACUAAUACUGAAGCUCAAGGUGGUCAACGUUCCAAAAGGGUCUCUCAGAUUCGUAUUCGUAAGACUGUUCCUAAACCAGAUAACAACCUUACUCCAAUGGGACUCCCCAAACCAAAGAGGCUAAAGAAAAAAGAAUUCAGCUUGGAGGAGAUUUAUACCAACAAGAAUUACAAGUCUCCAACCCCUAACAGAAGCCUGGAGACAAUAUUUGAAGAACCGAAAGAAAAGAACGGUUCUCUGGUGUGCAUCGGUCAUCAGAAACGAAAGCGAGUUCUAGACUUCCCAGAUUUCACGCUGCCUCGCAAACGCAAGGCUAAAACUAACCUGGGUCCACUGCGUGUGAAGGGGCCACGAGGACGGGCUCGUAGAGGUAGACAGGACGACGUUGACCUCGAUGUAUUGCUAAUCGAGAAGCUCACAGAACUGGAAGACUACUUUUCUCGCCAAGGCCUGGAGGUUUAAGCUCAGUUUUUUCUCAAAUCUUUAUUCUCAGUUCUUGUGAACAAGUGAUCAGUUACCAAAAAUGUUUUUUGCCUGGACAAGAAAAGAAUUUGCGCUUUGUUGUUCACAGAACGUUUAGCAAUAGAGGGAAAAAUUUUCCUAUAGCAUUUAAAGUUAAGACUUAAAACAUGUGAAAUGGACUGGAGAAGACAUUUGAGCAAUGAGUGUGUGUAUGUGUGAGUGUGUGCAGAUAAUAUAAGCACAUUAUAGUAAACCUUCACCUGAGCACUUUCUGAUUCCUCACAAUGUGACUGCUGCAAGCUAAUUGUGUUUCUCUUGCAUUUGCAAGACAUUGCUAACUGUCAUUUUCUGGCGAAAAAAUGAGUGUGGGAAUAAUAAUUAAUGAUCUUUUGGUUUAAGCCCUUCAAGGUCAGUGAAACAAGGAGGUGCUCGUCCUUGACUACUGUUGACCUAUGAAAUUGGCCAGCUUAGAUUUUAGCAUUACAGAACAGUUUUUUCCCCAUCAGGACUAGUAUGUGUAUCUACAGCUUUCUAAAUGAAAAUGCUGAGCGACUUGCUGCCAAAAACAAGACUACGAAAAACUAUUUUAGAUUAUUUUCUUUUAAGUAAAUAUUUAAAGGUACGUUACAGUGUUUGAACACUAUAUUCUUGCUAAAUGUUUUAAAAUUCUCAAUGCAUUUCACCAUAGAAACAUGACUCAAUCUUCUCACCUUUAGCUGCUAGACUGUCCAGUUGAACUUUUUCCACCUUUUUCAUGUCAUUCCAAACCUGUAUGACCUACUCUUCAGAAUGCCAAAAGCUAAUGGAACCCAGUGUUGUUUUAAACCCUGUUAUUUGGACAAGCAGUUGCAACACACUUCAAGAUAUCUUCUUUUGUGUUCCACAGAAGAAAGAAUGUCUUACAGGAUUGAAAUGAGAUGAGGGUGAGUAAAGAAUGACAAAAACUCAGUUUUAUAAAAAGCUGUCCUUUUACUUUUUUUUUAUUUAUUUAACCAAGAAAACAUUCUGACACAGGAUAGACAAGCCAGUGGGUUGUGUUUGAGAAAAAAUGGGAGAAAUACCACUUUUCUCUAAAUGUUAGCUGUGAAGUUGCUUUCAUUCAUCACAAACUUUUGGAUUAUAUAUUUACUUAGCAAAAACUGAGCUGUGAUACUUAAUACGUGUUUGCCGUGAAUCUAUUAUGCGUCUUUUUUGCUGGCUUGACGUCUUUUUUGCGUUUUGGCGAGACUCACCUUCUACUUUUCUGAUUGGAUGUUUAUUGGGUGUUACAGGCAGCUAAUAAAAGUGAUGAGCUGGCCAGAUUAGACAUAUUUUUGAGUUUUAGUUUUAUCAUUCCAUUGUGUGAAAUACUGCCGCAAUGUGUAUUCUCAUUUUCUGAGGAUGAAACCAAGGCAACAUUUUUGGUUUUGAUGUGGUGUGUUGUCAUUCUCAUUCUUUUUUUUUUUAAUGGAAAGCUUUUACAAUCAAUUGUAAUGUAGCCUUGGACUUAUUACCUAUAGCUUUGAAAGUCAGUUAUCUGCACUUGUCCCCCAAAGAAUCUGAGCCUUUGCCCGACGAGCGUCUCUGUGCCAGUAUGUGAUCGAAAUGUGCUUACAAUUCAACCUAUACACAUGCGUUGUCUCUUUGAAUCACUUUGAUUUGUUAGAAUUGUACUCGCAGGCUCAAUUUAAAAAAAAAAGCUGAUGUGUGUUUCCUCAGUUAUGCAGUGGAACCAGCUGUUUGAUCUCUUUCACGAUUUGCAUUGAUCUUUUAUUUCUUACCACACUUACAGUGUUAUAGAUACUACUACUGUUGUGCUUCUCUUUGAGCUCACCAACAGACCAACACUAAGUAUUGCUUGAUUGCUGUCAAUCAAUGUGAUUUUAUAUAUAUUUUAUGAAUAAAAUAGUGUUAACUAA
Labeo rohita (rohu) is the source of this 5407-nucleotide messenger RNA. RefSeq lists its product as uncharacterized. The coding region runs from base 339 to 3509 and encodes 1056 amino acids. Lineage: Eukaryota; Metazoa; Chordata; Actinopteri; Cypriniformes; Cyprinidae. The record is from RefSeq and is a predicted model, not a curated record. The transcript is spliced from 9 exons.